GGAUAUUUGGCGCCAGUAGAUCGAGCGCUUUCUUGAGUUUAUAGAUUGUAUCGCAGUGAUACUACUGCGAGCUAACAAUACAGGGUAAGGGUUGGCUAUUAUUCGUUAUAGUUACGGCUUUUACUUUUUAUAUAAAGGAUUGGAAAAAAUCAGAAAUCAGACUGCAUUUUAUUUUCUAGACUGCUUAGGCAAUAAAUUUUUCCGAUUAUGGACUCAAAAAAAACUAAGCACGCCAUGGGAAAGAAACAGAAUGGCAAGACCAAGAAGGUUGAGGAUGCAGAGCCGGAAGAGUUUGUUGUGGAGAAAGUCUUGGAUAGACGAGUCGUAAAUGGAAAAGUUGAAUACUACUUAAAGUGGAAAGGUUUCACAGAUGCAGACAACACAUGGGAGCCAGAAGAGAACUUAGACUGUCCAGAGCUGAUUGAAGCAUUUCUCAACUCUCAGAAAGCUGGCAAGGAAAAACCUGAUGCUGCCAAACGAAAAUCUUUGUCUGAUAGUGAGUCUGAUGAUAGUAGAAGCAAGAAAAAGAAAGAAGUGUCUGACAAGCCACGAGGGUUUGCUCGAGGUCUGGAGCCAGAACGUAUAAUCGGUGCCACUGACAGCAGUGGUGAAUUAAUGUUCCUUAUGAAAUGGAAGGACUCUGAUGAAGCAGACUUGGUACCAGCAAAAGAGGCUAAUGUUAAAUGUCCUCAGAUUGUGAUUGCUUUUUAUGAAGAAAGAUUAACUUGGCAUUCCUGCCCUGAAGAUGAAGCCCAAUAAACUUACCAUGGAGUAGUGGCUCAUUGAUAUGAGAACUGUAAAUGGUGUCAGCGUUAGUCAAGUCCUACUUUCAGAAGCUUCCAUUUUCUAAAAUGGGAGUGCCGUUUUCUGCAUUUAUGGCAUAGAACACUUGACUUUUUAUCAUGUGAAUACAAGUAAAAUCAACUGCUCUUUAGGCUUCCUGUUUUUUGUUGCUAACUUUCAGUUGUGUCCUAAGCUCUGUAUUCUAGCUGCUGCUUUCUUAGUUUCUGUAUCUUAUGUGCAUGUAUGGGUAGAAUUAACUGAAGUUUGUUUUUUUUUAGGGCCAGUUUUUAUUGGGAGGCCUCUGUCUCGCAAGGUUCCAUGUCAGCUGGAAGUAGUAGUAAAUGGCAACUUGUAAAUUGUUUACUUUAUUGUAAAUAUUGGUGAACACUGUUCAAUAAAAUAGUUUUUAUAUA
This is a messenger RNA of Protopterus annectens (West African lungfish), 1196 nucleotides long. It is a transcript of the gene CBX3, whose product is annotated as chromobox 3. The transcript has 6 exons. Gene Ontology annotation, cellular component: nucleus; pericentric heterochromatin. Gene Ontology annotation, biological process: chromatin organization; negative regulation of transcription by RNA polymerase II. Bases 208 to 759 code for a protein of 183 amino acids. Gene Ontology annotation, molecular function: chromatin binding. The record is from RefSeq and is a predicted model, not a curated record. Lineage: Eukaryota; Metazoa; Chordata; Ceratodontiformes; Protopteridae.